This is a messenger RNA of Oryza sativa Japonica Group (Japanese rice), 4170 nucleotides long. Its product is annotated as pentatricopeptide repeat-containing protein At2g33760. Gene Ontology annotation, molecular function: RNA binding; zinc ion binding; protein binding. The record is from RefSeq and is a predicted model, not a curated record. Gene Ontology annotation, biological process: RNA modification. Gene Ontology annotation, cellular component: intracellular membrane-bounded organelle. NCBI's taxonomy places the organism in Eukaryota, Viridiplantae, Streptophyta, Magnoliopsida, Poales, Poaceae.
AGGUCACGCAGGGUUCAAAUUUGUCAGAUUUUGAUAUAUUCAAUGUGUUUUGCCCUCAAUGGAUCCUCCUCCUCCAUGGCGCCGCCACUCGCCGGAGUUCGAUUCCCUCCUCGUCGCCGGCCCGCGCCUCGGCCCGCUCAAGCAGGCCCACGCGCGCCUCGUCGUCGCCGGCCACGGCGGCUCGCUCCCGCUCGUCACCAAGCUCGCCACCCUCGCCGUGGCCGCCGGCGCCGCGCCCUACGCGCACCUCCUCGCGGCGUCCCACCCCGCCUGCGACUCCUUCCUCCUCUCCUCCCUCGCCCGCGCCGCCGCGCAUCGCGGCCUCCCCGGCGAGGCCAUCGCUUUCUACGGGCGCCUCCUCGCCGCCGCGCUCCCUUUCUCCAGCUUCGCCUUCACGGCCGCCGCCAAGGCCUGCGCCGACCUCUCCGCGCUCCGCACCGGCAUGGCGGUGCACGCGCACUCCGUCCUUCUCGGGUUCGGCUCCGACCGGUUCGUGCAGACGGCGCUGGUCGUGCUCUACUCCAAGUGCGGCCAGCUACCCGUUGCACGCAAGCUGUUCGACGCAAUUCGUGACAGGAGCGUGGUCGCUUGGAACGCCAUGAUUUCUGGGUAUGAGCAGAAUGGGCUUGCUGAGCGUGCGAUUGAGGUGUAUAGGGAGAUGCAGGUGGCUCAGGUGGUUCCUGAUUCCGCAACGUUUGUCGCUACGCUCUCUGCUUGUGCGCAGGCUGGUGCUCUGGAUUUGGGACGUGAAGUGGAAAGACGUAUCGUCUCUGACCAGAUGGACGUGUCUGUGUUUCUUGGCAGUGCUCUUGUCAACAUGUAUGCCAGGUGCGGUCUUGUGAGCAAGGCUCGCGAUUGGUUUGACAGGCUCCAAGAGAGGAAUGUGGUCACAUGGACUUCCAUGAUCGCAGGGUAUGGAAUGCAUGGCCAUGGUCGCGAGGCGAUCAAGCUGUUCCACUUGAUGAGACGUGAGGGGCCAACACCCAAUGAUGUCACUUUUGUGGCUGUCUUAGCUGCGUGUGCGCAUGCUGGGUUAGUUAAUGAGGGUCGCAAUGCUUUUGAUUCCAUGAAGAGGGUCUAUGGACUUGUCCCUCGUGCCGAGCACUACUGUUCUAUGGUUGAUAUGUAUGGAAGAGCUGGACUUCUUGAUGACGCAAUGCAGUUUAUAUGUGAUUCCAUACCAGAAGAACCAGGACCUGAAGUUUGGACAGCGAUGCUUGGAGCGUGCAAGAUGCACAAGAAUUUCAAUCUUGGGGUGGAGGUGGCUGAGCGAUUGAUUGCUCUUGAGCCUGAGAAUCCAUCCCAUCGAGUGCUGCUUUCGAAUAUAUAUGCUCUUUCUGGUAAAAUGAAUCACGUCGAGAAGGUGAGGAAUGUCAUGAUCAAGAGAAGAUUGAAGAAGCAAAUCGGAUACAGCUUGAUUGAGCUAGGAGGUACUUCACAUUUGUUCCGCAUGGGCGAGAAGUCUCAUCAGCAAACGAGAGAAAUUUACCGGUACUUGGAGGAACUGAUUCAUAGGAUUAGUGAUGCUGGCUAUGUACCUGAAACUGACUCAGUGCUGCAUGAGUUGGAAGAAGAGGAGAGGGAGGUUGCACUGAGAUAUCACAGUGAAAAAUUGGCAGUAGCAUAUGGCCUCAUGAUGAGCAGUGGGAGCACCGCUCCAAUCAGGGUAAUAAAAAACCUGCGGAUAUGUGGCGAUUGCCAUCUCGCAAUCAAAUUCAUGUCAUCAGUGGAGAGCAGAGAGAUAAUUGUCAGGGACAAGCACCGCUUUCACCAUUUUAAAGAUGGCAAGUGUUCCUGUUUGGAAUAUUGGUAACUCUCCCUGGCUGUUCUUAGGUGCAAUUCCCAGGUACUAAAUUGACAUAAUAGUUUCUCAGGAUUGAAUCACUUCACGUAAAAAGUCUACUUUGCUUUUGCCAAACAAGUUGCCUAUCAUUGUGUACACUACCCAACCAGGACCUUUAUCAUCAGCGUCAUCUUGUCAAUAUUUUAUCACCCAUGGCACAAGGUAACUUCUUCUGGGUUGUCUAAUUCAAUAAGUAGAGUAAUUUUUCCUGAUUGAUGGGUUCUGUUGCUUCUCUGUUUGGUUAUUUGUGGGCUCUGGCUUGUUGGUAAGUGUGUUGGAUUUGGAGAACUCCUUUUCUCUUAAUAUGCUAACCCAAGUUUUCAGCUUAGUUACAUUACAUUUAUCUUUCCCCCAAAAAAAACAAGACACAUGUUUGUAUAAGAUUAACCAUUUAUUUAUUUUUAUUUUUUCACUGGCAUUUCGAUUGAAUUCAGCAUAGUUCGUAACGAUGAUCUUAAUUGUUGUCAGUUCCCUAUUUCUACGUUUUGCUCGCAAGUUUGUAUCAAGCUCCAUCAUUGUUCUAAUCUAUUAUAUUAUUAAAGGAAUAGAAAAAGGAGCCUCCACGUUCGCUCUCAUGGUCUAGAAAUUCUCACAUUAAUCGGAGAAAAAGAAAAAGUUAAGUUCAUAUAGAAAUACAAUUUAGAAAUAGCUGAAAUUCGGAAUAAAAAAAAGGAAUAUUAGAAGAGGAGACUAGAGUCCAUAUAGAAAUACAAUUUAGAAAUAGUUGAAAUUCGGAAUUAAAAAAUAAGGAAUAUUAGGAGAGGAGACUAGAGUCCAUAUAGAAAUACAAUUAGGAAAUAACUGAAAUUCGGAAUUGAAAACAAAGAAUAUUAGAAGUAGAGUAUAGAGUCCAUAUAGAAAUACAAUUAGAAAAUAAUAGAAAUUCGGAAUUAAAAAUAAGGAAUAUUAGAAGUAGAGUAUAGAGUCUAUGUAGAAAUACAAUUAAGAAAAAAAAUAGAAAUUCGGAAUUAAAAAAUAAGGAAUAUUAGAAGUAGAGUAUAGAGUCUAUAUAGAAAUACAAUUAAGAAAAAAAAAUAGAAAUUCGGAAUUAAAAAAUAAGGAAUAUUAGAAGUAGAGUAUAGAGUCCAUAUAGGAAUUUAAAACUAACUAAAAUUCGGAAUAAACAUAAUAAAAUUAAAAGUAGAGUUUAGAGUCCGUGUAAAAAUACAAUUUACAAAUAUCGAGAUUAAGAAAAACAUGGGAAGAAGAGUUAAAAGUAAAUAUAGGAAUGCAAUUUAGAAGUAACUGAAAUUCGAAAUUAAAAAUUAAAGAAUAUUGAAAGAUGAGUUUAGAGUCCACGUAGAAAUACAAUUAAAAAUAAUAAAAAUUCAGAAAUAAAAAUAAAUAAUAUUGGAAGAGCAUAGAGUCUAUAUAGAAAUAUAAUUUACAGAAAAUUCGGAACUAAAAAAAGAAAUAUUAAAAGACGAAUCUAGAGUCCAUAUAGGAAUAUAUAUAAUUUACAAAUUUAAAAUUUGAUAAUAAAAAUAAUUAAUAACUAACACGUAUAUAAAAUACAAUAUGAAUAUUACCCAUUAGUAGUUUCGUAAAGUUAUUGCAAAAUUUAAAAUUAUGUUGUCAUUUUAAUAUAUUUGAAUAAUAUAUUGAGAAAACAUAUAUGCUGUUAUAUGAGAGAAAAUAUAAUAAUGCUAGCCGUGCAAGCUGUGCGGGCCACCAUGCUAGUUUUGCUUUAUUUUAUAAGAAGCCAGAAUCCUGGAAUCAUGAAAAUGGCUUUUGGAAGGAAAAGAUGCACUCCGACGAAAAUGUGCUGCAACUGCCGUUACUCAAGUGUUUGAAGUUGCAGGUCAGAUUCUAGGAUAUGUGUGGCUGUGGGCUUGGAUACAGUGCUACACUGCAAUAAAAUUCUUGCCGAUGAGGAUGAGAGUUAACCGGAUAAUACAGAAGCAUGGUGAUAAUUACAAGGUUCAGACUACGUUGAACAGCAUGCAAAAGCUCUGGAAGAGAUACAUGUUGGUGACGAGAAUAUUGUAGCAUCAUACAGACAUCUGGAAUUCAAUUUUACAAUGUACUUUACUCCUAACCUCACACUAAUGAGGAAGAAAUCGCUGACAAGAAAUAUGUAAGCUAAUUGUAAGUGUAUAAAAAUGGACUUGUUGGCUGUUGGAGAGGACUACAAUCAGAUGGAUUGCUAGCAUUCACCUUCAAUUUGGAACAAAAUUAGGAAAUACACACAAAAAAAGUCAAAGUUCUUCUGUAUUUUUAUCUAGGGAUCUAAUUGUGGAUUCAGCAAAUUUAAUUGUUAUUACUCACAUCUGAUAACAGUGAAAAGCUUAUGUGUGGUUUUAGGUUCCAAUGCUCCAUAAUCAAUU